Molecule: messenger RNA, 233 nt
Organism: Paramecium octaurelia
Lineage: Eukaryota; Ciliophora; Oligohymenophorea; Peniculida; Parameciidae
Source: the annotation of a GenBank genome assembly
AUGAGAGAAUAGAAUGAGAAGAUAGUCAAUCUCAUAAAUGACUUGAAUAAAGUCUCCUAAGAAUUCUUAGAUAAGAGUGAUGCCUAUGUCCAAGAUGUUCUGGAAUAUUAUGGAUUGAUACAUAGAUUCUUGAAUAUGAAGGAAAACAAAGACAGAGAAAAGGAAGACAACACUAUGAGAAGGUUAAACUCAUACAAAUAAUUAGAAGGGUGUCCGUGGAGUAUUUCUUUUGA